GCGGCUGAUCUUACAUAAGGAAUUAGUCUCGUAGAAGUCAUCGAAGCGAGAGCCGCGCGUGAAAGCUGAACACGCGCGAACGAUUAUGUCACAACUAAUUUGCGAAUCACAUGACGAUGUGCACGAAGCUAAUAAUGGUGUAAAUAUGGAGAGUGUCAAGAGAAGUAUCACCAGUUUGACCAAUAAACCAGAAGGACACGUUCUGGUACUUUACACAGGUGGCACGAUAGGAAUGAUGAGAAAUGAGGAAGGAGUACUAGUACCGAUAGCUAAUGCAUUCGUUAAGAAUUUACGGAAAUAUCCUCAGCUGUACGAUCGUGAAUAUGCCGAGAAGAAAUUCGGUGCGAUGGGGCCAUUAGUCCUACCCGUGACCGCAACCGACAAUCGCCGGGUCGUUUAUAACGUGUUAGAAUAUUCUAAUCUUUGCGACUCAAGUAACAUGACCAUGGACGAAUGGAUUCGCAUUGCUAACGAUAUCAAGGAAUCCUACGAGCACUUCGACGGAUUCGUGGUUCUUCAUGGUACCGAUACACUAAGUUAUACAGCAUCCGCUCUGUCCUUCAUGCUCGAGGCUUUAGGCAAGAUUGUCAUCUUGACCGGUUCACAGGUGCCAAUUUUCGACACGAGAAGCGACGGCCUGGACAAUUUCCUGGCAUCUCUUGUGAUCGCGGCGAAUUACAACAUACCCGAAGUAUGCGUGUUCUUCGGUACGAACUUAUUACGUGGCAAUCGAACAAGCAAGGCAUCCGCAAGCUCCUUUGAGGCUUUCUACUCGCCAAAUUUUUCUCCCCUAGCUACAGCAAACAUCAAAAUCGAAGUGGACUAUCGCUUGGUUUUCCACUCGUGCACUUUGGAGAAGUUUUACGUGCACGCGUCGCUCAAUCGAAAUGUAGGCCUGCUCCGACUGUUCCCCAGCAUCACGUCCGAUCUUGUAAAGGUGUUUCUUCAGCCGCCUAUCGAAGGAGUCGUGCUACAAUCCUACGGCGCGGGGAACGUCCCGACGAAUCGUGACGAUAUCAUUGAGGAACUUCGCGCGGCGACGAAGCGCGGUGUAAUCAUCGUAAAUAUCACGCAAUGCACAACCGGAUGCGUCUCGAAUGCGUAUGAAGCUGGAAAGCUGCUUCAAGAAAGCGGAGUGAUAUCGGGAUUCGACAUGACUCCGGAGGCCGCAUUGACGAAACUCGCAUACGUCUUAUCUAAACGCGAAUGGGACACGGAAACAAAGCGGCAAAUGAUGGAAACCAAUUUGCGGGGCGAAUUGACAGCCGGUCGACCGCCCACGAUGCAGGAUUGGGAUUUGGUGGAGGCUGUCGCUAGAUCCUUGAGAUUGUCCUCGGCAGCAGAGCUACAAGAACUGGGAUCGAUCCUGUUCCCGGCUAUGCUAAACGCCGCGGUGAUCAGGCGCGACAUCGUGAAACUCGAAUCGUUACAAAGAUAUGGUGCAAAUAUCUCACAAACAAACGCAGAUGGCCGAACAGCUUUGCACAUAGCUUGCUGCGAGGGAGAUAUAAAAGUCGUGCGACGUCUUUUAAAAAUGGGCGCAAACGUUCACAUUAAAGAUCGGUUUAAUCGCACGUCUCUCACCGAUGCGAUUGAAUACGAUCGUCACGAGAUUAUCAAGGUGCUGCUGCAGUGCGGCGCGCAUCUUCAUGGGAAUGCUCUGCUGAUAGGAGAGCGGAUGUGCGCGGCCGCGGCCGCCGGGAACACGAAGCGCUUGCAAUCGUACCUGCUAGCCGGCGCCGAUCUGUCGCAGAAGGAUGUUUCGGGACGCACCCCGCUUCACUUUGCCGCUCUUCACAAUCACACGGAGACGAUCGAGUUCCUACUGGACCACGGCGCGGAUCCAUGCUGCGUCGACAUGAUGGGACAAACCGCGACGGACCUUGCGAAAGUCGCGCGAGCUAUGGAUGCAACACGCCUGUUGGCGCCUUUCAGAAUGAUCGAGGCAAAAUCGCAUACGUAGAUGCAAGAUUUUAAUUUUUUCAUCUGACAUAUAUUGAGUCGAGAGGGAAAAGGAGCUGGAAAGGAUUGUAAUCCUAGAAAAAUUACGAAUUCUGCCUAAAAGUCUGUGCUAAUCGCGACUUGCUCUAUUCCUUCUUUUUACAAAAUUUAAUUAUUUAUAUUUUAAUUAUAAAAUUUACAUUAGAUGGAGAAAGAAAAUGUGUAAUUACAAAUCUAAGAUAGAUGCAAUUAGGUCUUAAAGACUGAAAAAUACAUCAUAGGAUUUUUUGGACAGGAACAUAUUUAAAUAUAUGUGCAUUUAAAUAUUUUUAAAUAUAUAAUUCUAAGAAAUAAUACAAUUGCAUAGUUUUCAGUUUGUUGGAUAACAGACUUACACUUGUAUAUGCGGUUGAAUUGUAUAUUACAAUGUGUAUUAUUAUGAUAUAUUUUAUGAUAAACAUCAAAUUUGAAUGUAUAUAUAUUUUUUCAGGUGAAUAUAGACAGGAGCAAAUAAUAGUUAUUUGUAUAAUUUUAUAUUUUAAAACAGUUAUAUAUUAAUAAUAGUAAUAAUCCUGUGAUAAUUAAAAAACUGAUAAUUGCUGUGAUUAUUUUAA
Messenger RNA from Cataglyphis hispanica, 2555 nucleotides. RefSeq names its product L-asparaginase-like. Gene Ontology annotation, biological process: amino acid metabolic process. The record is from RefSeq and is a predicted model, not a curated record. Gene Ontology annotation, molecular function: protein binding; asparaginase activity. The transcript has 8 exons. Bases 86 to 1963 code for a protein of 625 amino acids. NCBI's taxonomy places the organism in Eukaryota, Metazoa, Arthropoda, Insecta, Hymenoptera, Formicidae.